Rubroshorea leprosula is the source of this 1226-nucleotide messenger RNA. The record is from the annotation of a GenBank genome assembly. NCBI's taxonomy places the organism in Eukaryota, Viridiplantae, Streptophyta, Magnoliopsida, Malvales, Dipterocarpaceae.
UAAAAAAAUAAAACCAACAACAAAAAAAAAGUUCAUUAAAAAAAAAAAUUCAAUGCUAGAAUCUCGCCGUUCCGCCCCAGUAGAAAUUACGGAGUAUUUGCUUCUGCUUCUACCAGGAUUAGGAAUAUGCCCUUGGAUGAGGAGGGGUUGGAGACAUGUUUUUGUGUCGGUUACGGCUUCUUCUUCCCCUUUAGCAUCUUCUUCUCUCCCUCCAGUAAUGGGUAACAUCCAAUCCGUUCUAUCCCUUCAGUUUGUUUGUUUUUUUAGUGCUACUUGCAACGAGUUUGAGAAACCCACGAGAAUUGAAGGCAAACCCAAAUAUGGGUUUGAAAGCAUUGAUGAUGGUCUCACCUUGUUUCAUCGGAUGCUUCAUUCAUAUCCUUGUCCUCCUCCAGUUGAAUUUGAUCAAUUAUUAACUGCAAUUAAUAGAAUGAAAAAUUAUGCUGUUGCUGUUUCUUUAUGCCAAAAGAUGGAGUUGGAGGGAAUUAGACAUAGUGUUUUCACUUUCAACAUACUAGUCAAUUGCUUCUGCCGCUUACAUCAUGUGGAUUUUGGUUUCUUUAUUCUAGGGAAAAUGUUAAAGCUUGGUGUUAAACGUAGUGUGGUAACAUUCAGCACCUUGAUCAAUGGGCUUUGUGUGAAGGGUAAAUUUGUUGAAUCAAUAGGAAGGACUGAUGAUGCUAUUAGGUUGUUGAGGAAGAUGGAAGAAAGUGCUGUCGGGGUUGACAUUGUAACAUACAACACUGUCGUUGACAGCCUUUGUAAGGAUAGCCUUAUAAGGGACGCCCAAAACCUCUUCUCUGAAAUGGUGGGCAAAGGCAUCCAUCCAGAUGUUAUCACAUAUAGCUCCUUAGUUCAGGGUAUGCGUAAUUUGGGAAUGUGGGAGGAGGUUAAAAAUUUAUUGAAUGAAAUGGUUGCUAUGAAAAUUAAGCCAAACGUGGUUGCUUACAAUAUAUUGGUCGAUGCACUUUCUAAGGAAGGGAGGGUGUUAGAGGCUGAAGAUGUUAUUAAAGCCAUGACUGGGUAAGGCAUUGAGCCUAAUAUUGUCACAUAUAAUUCAUUGAUGGAUGGAUAUUGUUUGCAUGGGGAAAUGGAGAAGGCAAGAAAUGUAUCCGAUUUGAUACUUGAAAAGGGUUACAUUUCUAACUUAAUUAGUUAUAGCAUCAUGAUCAAUGGAUAUUGUGAAGCUAAAAGUAUAGAUGUGGCAAUGAAGCACUUUCAUGAGA